This is a messenger RNA of Gilbertella persicaria, 1293 nucleotides long. Its product is annotated as 26S proteasome subunit P45. Gene Ontology annotation, cellular component: proteasome regulatory particle, base subcomplex. Bases 1 to 1293 code for a protein of 430 amino acids. Gene Ontology annotation, biological process: proteasome-mediated ubiquitin-dependent protein catabolic process. The transcript has 2 exons. The record is from RefSeq and is a predicted model, not a curated record. Lineage: Eukaryota; Fungi; Mucoromycota; Mucoromycetes; Mucorales; Choanephoraceae. Gene Ontology annotation, molecular function: ATP binding; ATP hydrolysis activity; proteasome-activating activity.
AUGCACACAUUGCUCAUUUAUUUGCAGGAUAAGGAUAAGAAGAAAAAGUGGGAGCCUCCUGUCCCUACACGCGUUGGUAAAAAGAAGAAGAGAGGACCCGAUACCACGGCUAAACUACCUCAAGUCUUUCCUACCACCCGUUGUCGUCUCAAGAUGUUAAAGAUGGAACGUAUCAAAGAUUAUUUGUUACUAGAAGAAGAAUUUGUACAAAAUCAAGAACGCUUAAAGCCUCAAGAAGAACGCGACCAAGAGGAACGUACCCGUGUUGAUGAUUUACGUGGUUCACCUAUGACGGUCGGUUCUUUGGAAGAAAUCAUUGAUGAUGACCAUGUCAUUGUAUCUUCAGCUACAGGCCCUGAAUACUAUGUCUCUGUCAUGAGUUUUGUUGAUAAAGAUUUAUUAGAACCUGGCUGUAGUGUGUUGUUGCACCAUAAGACCAUGUCUGUUGUAGGUGUGUUGGCAGACGAUACAGAUCCUAUGGUCAGCGUCAUGAAACUCGAAAAGGCACCCACAGAAUCCUAUGCAGAUAUUGGUGGUCUUGAACAACAAGUACAAGAAAUCAAAGAAGCAGUCGAACUGCCCUUGACACAUCCUGAACUCUAUGAAGAAAUGGGUAUUAAACCACCCAAGGGUGUGAUCUUGUAUGGUGUGCCUGGUACGGGUAAAACCUUGUUGGCCAAGGCUGUGGCUAACCAGACCAGUGCCACUUUCUUAAGAAUUGUGGGUUCUGAACUGAUUCAGAAAUACUUGGGUGAUGGUCCUAAACUGGUGCGUGAAUUGUUCCGUGUUGCUGAAGAGAAUGCACCUGCUAUUGUGUUUAUUGAUGAAAUUGACGCUGUUGGUACAAAGCGUUAUGAUUCCACUUCAGGUGGUGAGCGUGAAAUUCAGCGUACCAUGUUGGAAUUGUUAAAUCAACUGGAUGGUUUUGAUUCAAGAGGCGAUGUCAAAGUCAUUAUGGCCACCAACAAGAUUGAUAGUUUAGAUCCUGCCUUGAUUCGUCCUGGUCGUAUUGACAGAAAGAUUGAAUUUCCUUUACCUGAUGUCAAGACAAAGCGUAGAAUCUUCAAUAUUCAUACCUCAAGGAUGACUUUGGCUGAUGAUGUUGAUUUGGAAGAAUUUGUGAUGUCCAAGGAUGAUUUAUCGGGUGCUGAUAUUAAGGCUAUUUGUACAGAAGCUGGUCUGAUGGCCUUGCGUGAACGUCGUAUGAAGGUAGUGGCUGAUGAUUUCCGUAAAGCAAAGGAGAAGGUCUUGUAUAGAAAGAGUGAAGGCACACCUGAAGGUCUUUAUCUUUAA